AUGGUGAAGGCACGAAAGUACGUUGUGACCAAAAUUUUUCAAGGUCAACCUAAACGCAGCGAUUAUGAACUCGUCGAAGAAGAACUGCCUCCUUUAAAAGAUGGAGAGGUCCUCGUCAAAGCUGAAUGGAUUAGCGUGGACCCAUAUCUUCGAGCUUACAAUCGUGAAUCACCGACACCAUACGACCAAUUCGGAUUCCAAGUUGGCGUAGUUCAAGAAUCCAAAGAUCCCAAAUAUCCAGUUGGCUCUAGAGUAGUCAGCCAUAAGGGUUGGCGCGAUUACGUCAUUUUAAACAUGAGUGCACCAUUUCCAAAUCCUGCAACGAGACACUACAAAUUGCCUGAUAUAGGCAAUUUGUCACCUUCGCUAGCAGUUGGAGCAGUGGGAAUGCCUGGAGCAACCGCGUACAUAUCAUUUUUCGAAAUCGGAAAACCGAAAGCUGGAGAAACGGUUGUUGUGACUGGUGCGGCUGGAGCAGUCGGUUCUUUGGUGGGCCAAAUAGCAAAAAUCAAAGGUUGCAAUGUGAUCGGCUUUACUGGAUCUGAUAAAAAGGCUCAAUCUCUAAAGGAGGAACUAGGAUUCGAUGCAGCAUAUAACUACAGAACAGUGGAUGUUAGGAAAGUAUUAAAGGAAGCUGCACCAAAUGGCGUAGACAUCUAUUUCGAUAACGUUGGUGGAGAAAUAAGCAGCACGAUCAUGUACCAGAUGAAUAACAAAGGAAGAGUUAUUGUUGUUGGUAGUAUUAGCGCGUAUGACUCCGAUCCCAGUGAUUUACCGAAAGUAACUAUAUUGCAACCUGCGAUUUUGUUCAAAGGGCUGAAAGUCGAGGCUUUCUUGAUAUGGAACUCGAGUCAGGAUGAAUGGAAUAAAGCAUUCGCUGACAUCGUGAAGUGGAUCCAGAGUGGACAGUUGAAAGCAAAGGAACAUAUCAGUGAAGGCUUCGACAAUAUAUUUGACGUUUAUAUUGGUAUGUUAACCGGUGAUAAUUAUGGAAAAGCUGUUAUUCGCGUUUAGACUUAUUAUUUAAAAUUAA
This is a messenger RNA of Achroia grisella, 1033 nucleotides long. RefSeq names its product prostaglandin reductase 1-like. The coding region runs from base 1 to 1014 and encodes 337 amino acids. Gene Ontology annotation, cellular component: cytoplasm. Lineage: Eukaryota; Metazoa; Arthropoda; Insecta; Lepidoptera; Pyralidae. Gene Ontology annotation, biological process: prostaglandin metabolic process. The transcript has a single exon. The record is from RefSeq and is a predicted model, not a curated record. Gene Ontology annotation, molecular function: 2-alkenal reductase [NAD(P)H] activity; 15-oxoprostaglandin 13-reductase [NAD(P)+] activity.